GUUUGGGGAUUGAAGAGCUGUGUGGUUCCCGGUUCUCAAAUAGAAAAGUGCUCUGCAGGUUGUUUGAUGUGGCCUCCAGUCGGGCCCACAACUUCCUCCUGCUGGGUGUGCGUCCAUGGAGACAGCCAGUUGCGCCGGACUGCGCUGGGAAGGGACGGCAGAGCGUGAGAGCGGCUGGUCGGAAAGGUUUGGGCUCAGCAGGAGGCUGGCUGGAGCUCUCCUCUGCUCCCCACGUUCGUCUGUUUUGCCUCUCUGGUCAGCGGGACUUGCUUGACCUACGGGGGAUGAGCUCCUGCGGCUUAGCUCUGGCACCUCCAGCCAAGAAUGUGGUGGUGUAUCGCAAUGGUGACCCUUUCUUCCCCGGGAGGAAGUUUGUAGUGAACCAGCGGCGGUUUCUGACCUUUGAGGCAUUUCUGAAUGAGGUGACCAAGAGCAUUCACGCGCCCUUAGCUGUGAGGAACAUCUACACACCCAGGCACGGCCACCGCAUCGCUGAGCUGGGGGACCUGCAGGACGGAUGCCAGUACGUGGCUGCAGGCUUUGAAAAGUUCAAAAAGCUUGACUAUUUAAAUCACGGAAGGAAGGAGGUCCGUGGGACAAGGAACAGCGAGGGUCUGCAGUUCUGCACUGUAGCUCCCUGGAAGUCGAACGUCUUGGCGCGAUGGCAGAAGCACGCCCGUUUGCCCUGCAUGAUACAUGUUUUCCGGAAUGGGGAUUUGUUGAGCCCUCCUUUCCCACUGCCGCUCUCCAAGAGCACCUCACUGCAGUGGGAUGCGCUCCUGGCCACAUUGACAGAGAAAGUUGACCUGCGCAGUGGAGCUGUUAAAAAGCUCUGCAGGCUGGACGGAACUCAGGUGUCCAGUGGGGAGGGGCUGGUGAAUGGCGAUUACUAUGUGGCAGUGGGAAAUGAGGAGUACAAAAAACUGCCUUACUUUGAGCUGCUGGUGCCCCAGGAUUCUGCACGCAGGAUGUUGUGGAACCACCCAAAAAGCAGGCGCAAAAAAUACCACAGAAGGUUUGGUGAACUCUGUGCCACCUCCCAGGACAGAGCUGGCGACUCUGCUCUUGCUGAACCACCUCAACAGCUGGACAGUCGCAGGAUGCAGACCACAGGAGCUGCAGAGAAAGGCAAGAUCCCAGCCGCUUUUCCACAGCUGCCAAGGCAAGCCAGGAAAUCUUGCCUCGGAGAGGAAGAGUCCAUUUUCCAUGCUAAACCUGUCCGUGCAGGACGAAACAGAAGGAGCAACAGGAAUAUGCAGCACUGGCCUGAUCAAGAAGAAAGCAUCUAUAAAACCAGAGAUCCUGGGAAGGAGAUGCGAGGUGCCCGGGAAGUAAAAGAGGAUGAACACACAAGGGUGGACAUACCCAUUGAUCAGGCACGGACUACAGACAAAUCACAAAAGACUGUGGCGAGGAAAAGGGAUGCCAGUGACUCUGAGGAUGAAAAGCACCAAACGAUGUUGCCCUUGGCAGGAAAGAGCUCUGAAGAGUUCACAAAGGGAGUGUGAUGGGAGAAGAGGGACAGUUCGGUACAUGGCUAUCUGCACAGCUGCAGAAAACAAAAGCAUGUGAAUCCUAGAUUUCUCUAACACUAGACUGGCCAAGCUUUUUGA
Molecule: messenger RNA, 1613 nt
Organism: Haliaeetus leucocephalus (bald eagle)
Lineage: Eukaryota; Metazoa; Chordata; Aves; Accipitriformes; Accipitridae
Gene: DCDC2B
Product: doublecortin domain containing 2B
Exons: 10
Coding region: 285-1508 (407 amino acids)
Biological process (GO): intracellular signal transduction
Cellular component (GO): microtubule organizing center; microtubule
Source: RefSeq, a predicted model, not a curated record